Messenger RNA from Neocloeon triangulifer, 6932 nucleotides. It is a transcript of the gene Ubr3, whose product is annotated as E3 ubiquitin-protein ligase Ubr3. NCBI's taxonomy places the organism in Eukaryota, Metazoa, Arthropoda, Insecta, Ephemeroptera, Baetidae. The transcript is spliced from 24 exons. Bases 425 to 6082 code for a protein of 1885 amino acids. Gene Ontology annotation, molecular function: ubiquitin protein ligase activity; zinc ion binding. Gene Ontology annotation, biological process: protein ubiquitination; ubiquitin-dependent protein catabolic process via the N-end rule pathway. Gene Ontology annotation, cellular component: ubiquitin ligase complex; cytoplasm. The record is from RefSeq and is a predicted model, not a curated record.
CAUAUUUUCUGUUUGGGAGGGUCGUGCAUGUUUCCGUGGCUUCGUCCGCCGAUGAAAGUGCCACCUGUACUAUUUUUAGAUUAUUAAUCUUUGCUCUCGCGGACCUACCAUCUAUUAACAAUUAAGAAGGUGGUGAUCGUUCGCUUCUGUGAAUUGCAACAUUUUCGUGUUGCGUGUGUUUUAGGUGAAAUUUAAGUGCAAUACUUUCGAUCGUCGCAGUUUUGAAGUCUAUUAUCUGCGGUUGCGGAAGCGAAUUCUCUCUGCGAAUUCGUCGUGCCGCUCUCGUGAAGGACGGUCGGACGGGUCUCUGACCUCUCGCGAUUACUACGUCGACGACAACACUGACUCGCCUUGCCAUGAGGCACGAAGGGUGACAAUCAGCGGGUGUCCGAGCCGAACGGAAAAUGACUGUGUCCAGCCUCCGAUGAAUUUGGUACCGAAAAGCGUGCUGAAUAUCGGAAGAUCGGAAAACAUGGCUUCCACAUCGUCCGCUCAUGUGCUGAUGAAAAAGGGCAAGCGGGCCGCGGCGACCUACGUGCACUCCGAGUGCGCCCAAACGCCCAUCCCCAAGAACCUUCACGAGCUUCUUGACCUGAUCCUCAAGCCGAGCAAACCCAUUGAUGAGUGGGAGGCCAUCGACUGGUGCAAAUGGUUGAUGGCUGGUGGGCGAACUCCUGACGAAUUCUCGGCCAUCGUGCACGGCUAUGACAAUGCGACCACUUGUGGCCUGGUGUGGACGGCGAACUUUGUGGCCUAUCGAUGCCGGACGUGCAGCAUAUCCCCUUGCAUGUCCCUGUGCUCCGAGUGCUUCCAAAAGGGCAACCACGAUGGUCACGACUUUAACAUGUUCCGCAGUCAGGCUGGAGGCGCCUGCGAUUGCGGCGACACAUCGGUCAUGAAAGAGACAGGGUUUUGUGAAAAACAUGGCCCAAAGGCUCAAGUAAACAAAGCGGCAGCUCCUGGAGACUUGAUGUGUGUAGCAGAAGCAAUGAUGCCACGAAUCAUCCUCAGACUAAUUCAGCAUCUUCGGCAGAACAGCCAUGUGAAGACAAGUGAAGAAAUGAAGCAAGCUAUCAAAGACGCAGAUGCAUUUUUGACGAUGCUGCAUGACUUUAGCGCAAUGGGUGCAGCCAUGAGGAAAGUUAUGACAGGGGCUCUCACCAAUCCUCAGGUAUACAAAAAUUUGACUGACUACGAAUCUGUGGAAACAAGAGCUGUAUGUAAAGAAAUUGCCGAGUUCAUGCGAGAGAGCAAACGAGUGUACGAGGAGGCCAUCAAAUCUUUGCCAAACCCAGAACCUCCCGAUGAAUAUAAAGAUUGCCCGUCUCUACAGCAGCACCUUGUUCACCACACAUUUUUAGAAGAGCUCGUUUUCUGGACAGUGGUUUUCGAGUUUCCCCAGAAGACUGUUUGUUUUCUCCUUAACAUGCUUCCAGACGUAGAUUACAAAGAAUGUCUCACUCAGGCUUUCGUGCUUCACUACAGCAGGAUAUCCAUGAUGUUAGAAAAGUCAACAGAUCCAGACGCACUUUCAAAUAGAGUAGUCCAUGUUAGCGUUCAACUUUUCUCCAAUGAAAGCUUGGCCAUGAGAAUGGCUGACAAACUGCACUUGCUGCAUGUGAUGGUCAUUAGUUUGAAAUAUAUGAUGAGCAACAUACUCAUCCAGAAUACAUUGCAUGAUGCAGACAAAAACUUUCACUAUGCUGUGGACUGUGCUAGCACAAUCAUGAAGGACCACUGUUAUUGGCCCCUUGUUUCUGACUUGAACAACGUGCUCUCCCACAAAGGCGUUGCUCUCAAAUUCAUGAGUGAUGACUCGCUCCUGAACAUGUGGUUUGAUUUUCUCUCCAUGUUUCAAGGAAUGAAUGUGAACACUAGAGAGACAACACAGCACAUAGAGUUUGAGCCCAAUACUUACUAUGCUGCCUUUUCUGCUGAGCUCGAGGCCAGUGCCUAUCCAAUGUGGUCCAUGGUGUCCCACCUUACUGACCCGGAACUGAUGCCUUACACCAAGAGAGUCCUUAAGAACUGUCUUUCAGCCAUCCAAGAGUGGCUUGAAGCUAUUAACUUCACUUCAGAGAGUGCUGUUGACACAUGCAAGGUGUCGUUUCACUUGCCGCUACAUCGCUACUUCUCGGUGUUCAUGUGCCAGGCAAUUAAGCAACAGAAGAUGUCGCUGAAGGAGAUAUUGCCCCCGCCAGAGGUUUUGCACCUGAUGAUGAUUCACCCAUUGCGAGUGCAGGUUGCAUUUUACGAAAUUUUGACUGGAAAAUGGGUGCGCAAUGGACUUCAGAUAAAAGGUCAAGCAAUGACUUACAUUCAAUGCAACUUCUGCAAUUCCAUGGUAGACGCCGAUAUCUAUCUCCUGCAGGUCUGCGCCACUCAGCUGCCUCCCUCAACAUUCAUCCAGACAGUUUUGGACAAUUUCCAAGUCAAGGAUUGGCUCAGCUUGUCUCCGUACCACUCCAACAACAUUUUUGUAUCAAAACACAACGACCAAAUGCUGGAAAGUUUCCUCACUUUUCUCAGCGUUUUGAUGAGUGUGAGGACCAAUUUGGGCUUGACUGAUGCGUCGCUUAUUCAGCUGGAAAUGGUCACUCUCUUAUGCAUGGGUGACAAAACACACAGUCAGUUGUUGGAGCUGAUGCCUGAGCGAUGUGGAAACUUUCAGGGGAGAGACUUUGAAAGUGAACUCUCUGAGGUUGCCCACUACAGACAGCCCAACCUAGAAGCAGGUGGUAACAUGCAGCAGGGCAUGUAUGCUCCCAGACCACAUGUUUGGGAAAACAUGUAUGAUCCUGUUCACAUCCUCUUGAGAGCUGUACAUCGAAGAGAUUUCCAGAGCUCGUUAGACAACUUUACUGAAUACGCAAGACAAACUGGACAGAUGAAAUCGAAAUCCACACCUUGGCCUCCAUACAGAACACCCUCUCCAGUUGAUGAAGCGUACGAGGAUCCGAGGAAGCUUCUUAAAUGCAAAACCAUGCACGCUGUCAUUUUCUCCGUUUUACUUAGAGCUUUAAAAGCAUCAAACGUUCCGGAACAGACUCUUUCUUUGGCUGUGUUUCUCUUGGAGAUGGCAGUUGACAUGACUGAGCCGCAAAUUUCGGCCACAGAGAUUUGCCAGAAUUUUAGUUCAGAAAGGAAGCAAAUUUAUGAUCUGGAUUUUCAAAAUUGGUUUGAUACUGAUUGGCUGUCUGCCAAUCUGAGAACACAGAUAGACUUGGUCUGUUUGCCUGAAGAAAUGGAUGAAUGCAGGAGCGCGGAUUUGGCAGCCUUAGAGGUGCCUCAUAAUUCAAAUAUGGCAGUCGUCCCUGCUGGUUUAAACUUCCCAGCAGGGUUCAUUCGAGGCUUUCCUCCUCUGAUGGCAGGAAAUGAACUAGUGCCUGUGAAUGCACUGACAACCUACUAUCCGCCUUCAACACCAACAGCUGCUCUGUUUCCGAGUAUGAGAGCUUUGGAGUCGGUCAGUAGUGAAACCGUCAGCAACGAAAAUACUCCAAUGCAGCUCGCCUUGGAAAAUGUUGAAUCUAACUCGUCCUCAUCUGACGAUGAAGAUGAGAGAAGGAAAUGGGUGCGCAAAGAAGAAAGUUCCAAAUACCAGGCGGUCUAUGUGGGUGAAAGCAUCAUCUCGCUACUGCUCAAGUUGCACUCCAUCCUGAGUGGCGUCCCUGACUCAUUUGACUUAAACGACUGUGAACCUCCAGCGCCAGUGCCAAACAGCCCUCCCCACCCUGCAAGCAACAGCAGGAUUGGGGAUGGCCCAUUUUUCAUAGCUAAGCUCCUGUAUAAAAUUGCUAAAAUGGACCCAAUGUGCAGCGAGUACAUAGCGCAGACAAAGCUUAGGAUUUGGCCAAAGACUGAAGAGGAACAAGAGGCCAAAGAAGCCAAAGAGAGAGAGGAACGGAGAAGGCGAGCCAAAGAGAGGCAGCAAAAGCUGAUGGCAGAGUUUGCCACCAAACAAAAGCAAUUCAUGGAAAAGGCUAGAGAAACAGAAUGUUCUGAGAUGGAUUGGGUAGAAGAGGAAAAUACUGUAAUUAAUACUUUGGAGUAUGACUGUGUAAUUUGUGGCCAAUCGUCACCAAGCACGGAAGAAAAGCCAAUGGGCCUUGUUGUGCUUUUGCAAGCGUCCAGUGUGCUUGGGCAUAGAAAAGGAAAUCCAGAGCCAGAAAUCCUGCCGCUCACAGAUGAAGAUCGCCUCAAAUUUUCAAAAUCAAUUGAAAAUACUUUUGGCAGUGAAUUUGAGAAAAGGGUUGCUCAGCUCAACCGAGAGUUUGAUGGUUCAUCUUGGCAGUUGGCUGUCAACCUGGGUUGCGAAAGCGGUGUUCAUGUGCAAACCUGCGGUCAUCACCUUCACAUGGACUGUCUUCUUGCUUACCUCAAUUCUCUAAUGAGUCAGCAAAGACCAACUAGUUUGGCCGUAGAAAGAGGGGAAUACGCUUGCCCAUUGUGCCGUCAGCUGGCUAACUCUGUUCUGCCGCUUUCGCCAGAAUUGGGUGACUGCUCCAUUUUGGUCAGGUCGCGCAACACCAGCAUGCCCUCUGUGGCUGCAGAAAUUUCUACCCUUCUGCAAGAAAACCCUCCAUCCGUGAGAUCAACUCCGAUCAAGGAAGCCAUGAAUAGGGCAAUGGAGGACAUGGCCAAAAUAACUGAUGGCCACUUCCACCAUUACCACAACGUUGGCAACCCUCCCACGUCGCAGUGUCUGGUCCUCUUUGUAAGUUCGAUUGUGAGAACUAACUUGGAGGUGGACGUAACUCAGAGAGGAGGCACCCUGUGUUCCAAUUUGGACGAAGCUGGUGCUGCUUCGACACAUGCUACCCAACCAAAAAGAUCCUGUCUAGUGCCGCUUCUGCAUGUUUUAGGCAUGCAUGCCAAAAACUUAGCAACUUGGCCGGUUUGGCAGACGUGGCAGCAAGUGGCUGGCAUUGUCAACAGCCAAACAGACCAGGCUGUUGUAAAGACGAUGCAAAAGGAAGUUCCUCUUUUGUUAAAAGACCCUAGUGCCCUUCUUACACAAUUUCUUCUGCUGCUUCCCAUGCGUUUGGAGCAGACUCACUUCACUUGUGUCAUCAAAAGCCUCUUCAACCUUCUGUAUUUUGAGUCCCUAUUGCAAGUAAUCAGCAACCUGUCCGAUAAAUGGCGAGCGCACUUCCACAACCUGAGCACAGUUGAUCUGAGCACCCUAGAAGGCUGUAUCUCUCUGUUAGUCAAUUCGCUCCACACUGGGCAACUUUUCAUGGAUGACUCGGAACUUGGCGAAAGUGCCCGAGAGUUUAACAAAGCAGAAAUUGAGGUUGAAGUGCAGGCCUACUGCUUGCCAUUCCUCAGAAUAGCAGCCCUUCUUCGACACUACCUCUAUGGAGAGGUGCUGCCGGAAGUGGCCUCAGAGGAGAGGGAAUUUGUCCGACUCGUGUACUUCCUAGAACUGGUGACCGACGGUAUGGAAUGGAGUAAAUUCAACGCUGCUGUUGCCCUUAACUGGGCACAUGGUGAUGGCGCUCCAACCACUCCAACAGUAGCACCUUUUGUCACUCUCUCGGCUAAAACCAUUGUUGACGGUUGGUGCCAGGAACUGCUUUCAAUGGCUGCCGUCAGCCAAGUGGCCACUCGGAAUCUGGUCCAACACCACCAACGCUGGCAUCAGCCUCGACUGCUGCGCCUGCCAGACAACUACGACAAAAUAUUCCAGUAUUACCACAGGCGGCAGUGUGUCAAGUGUCACUCUGUGCCACGCGAGACUAGUGUCUGUUUGCUGUGUGGCACCAUGGUGUGUCUCAAGGAAAACUGCUGCAAACAGCAAAAUGUCUGUGAAGCAGUCGAGCACUCAAUGAAAUGUGGCGCGGGCACAGCUAUGUUCCUGGUUGUCACUUCUUCGUACAUUAUUGUGAUUAGAGGCAAGAGAGCUUGCCUGUGGGGCUCUGUGUAUCUAGACAGUUUUGGAGAAGAAGACAGAGACCUCAAGAGAGGAAAGCCGUUGUACUUGAGCCCGGGCAGGUACCAGUUGCUGGAGCAACAGUGGCUCUCCCACAGAUUCGACCACACAAACAAGAAGUGGGUAUGGCAUCGUGACGCUCUGUGAUCCCCGGCAAGAAUCUUCAAGUCCCCAACCGUCCAUUAAGCUUCCCAUGUAUAUGCGGGAAUAAUGUAAUGAUGCUGAGAUUUCUUUCAGCAUCAUGUUAGUCAAUAACUGCAACAGAACUGUUACUAAAAUCUUGGUAUUGUCCAGAUGUUGUCGUAGCUCAAAUGCAAUAUCUGGCUGCUCGGAUGCCUUCCCCUGUAAUCUCGCAGAUCCAAAAACCCCCAAAUGAGAAUGAUUCUUAAGAGCAAAGUAAAAUUCUAUACCAUAUGCAGCCAGAAAUGAGAUUGUCAUUGACAGCAGUCUACUUGUUAAGCUAUUGGGCUACUUUUCUGUUAUGUUUUGCUUAUACACAUAUUAUGAUUUUCUAUUCUGCCUCAAAACUUCAAGCAGCUUCUGUGUCCAAAAUAGUAUGAUGCUCAAUACUGAUAUUCUUAUAAUUUAUAAUCUACUUGUACACACCUGGGAGUCAAAUAAUUAUUUAAUUUUGAUUGCUGCCGACCAAAAUUAACACUGUCAAACACAACACGGUGAAGGCCCUGAACAUAAAUAAGUAACUAUCCUGGAUUGAAGAUUUAUAACUAUGUUGUUAAUCCACUGUGUCUGACAACAGUUGAUGCAUAUUGGUUGUUGAUUGGGAUUUUAAUGUUAUAUUGUAUUAUUCUGCCCCUAAGACAGGGCCUGGAAUUUUCUGUGAUACUGCAUGCACUUGUAUUUCAGUAAUAUAUAUUACAUCUAACUCUUUUAAAAAUAUAAAACUCGUAUAGAUAUUACGCAAACACUUGUUUUCUUUUAACCAUAAUUUAAAUUUUAACAAAUUUUACCAAGUAAUGGCUUUGCCUUUCAAGGAUGU